AUGAUACAGGGAUUGGCAACCAAUGGUUCUAGUGAUUUUUUCCUUCCGGGUGAUAAUUGUCCUAAUUGGUCAGCCUAUACAGGUGAAGGACAUUCAGUGUUUUUUCAAGUUCCUGAUCGUCCCAUGAAGGGAAUGAUUUUGUGUGUUGUUUAUUCAUCAACCCCUGAAAACAUGGCUGCUGAAUGUCUUAUUAGUGUCUUGAUCCUUAAUUACACAAAGUGCACCAUCCAUGUAUGCAAGGGAGACACGGCAAUGUCCUUUAAUGAUGAAGAUUGGGAGGGUGUAAUAUCAAAUCUAGGACCUGGUGACAAUGUGGAGAUUUUUUUAGCUUUUGGGCAUGGAGUAACUGUUAAGGAGACAGCCGUGUAUCUAAUAUAUGGCCAGUCAAUUACUUUUGAAAUUGAGCCAUCAAUUAGCAUGGAAAUGGAACCAUCACCUGAAUUGAACGUACAGUCUUCUCCUAACAUGAAAACAGAGCCAUCACCGAAGCUAAAGAAAAAGUCAUCUCCUGCCGUGAAAAUAGAGCCAUCACCGGAGCCAAAGAAAAAUAUAUUCACAUUACUUACAAAGAGAAUGGGAGAAUGUUUAUGCUUGAAUCGGAAUUGA
Messenger RNA from Gastrolobium bilobum, 606 nucleotides. RefSeq lists its product as uncharacterized. The record is from RefSeq and is a predicted model, not a curated record. Bases 1 to 606 code for a protein of 201 amino acids. The transcript has 2 exons. Lineage: Eukaryota; Viridiplantae; Streptophyta; Magnoliopsida; Fabales; Fabaceae.